Messenger RNA from Sphaeramia orbicularis (orbiculate cardinalfish), 777 nucleotides. RefSeq names its product nuclear receptor subfamily 0, group B, member 2a (gene nr0b2a). Bases 1 to 777 code for a protein of 258 amino acids. The record is from RefSeq and is a predicted model, not a curated record. Gene Ontology annotation, cellular component: cytoplasm; nucleus. The transcript has 2 exons. Gene Ontology annotation, molecular function: transcription corepressor activity; transcription factor binding. Gene Ontology annotation, biological process: circadian rhythm; negative regulation of transcription by RNA polymerase II. Lineage: Eukaryota; Metazoa; Chordata; Actinopteri; Kurtiformes; Apogonidae.
AUGAAUAACAGGUGUCAUUGUUCAGUCAGCAGUGACAGGCUUUCAAAUCCUAUCCUCUACAACAUCCUGAGCCAAAUGGAUAGCAGCAAACCAGGUCAAAACAACUUCAACUACAAUCCAGUGCCUCAUAGAUGCAACUGUGAGCUGCGACGGACGGUUUGCUUGAAAAAGCCAUCUGAAAUUUGUAAAGAAGCUUCAGCAGUUCUGGUUAAAACUGUCCAAUUCAUGAAGAACUUACCUGCUUUUAAACAACUUCCACCCACUGACCAGUUCUCCCUGCUCAAAAGCUGUUGGGCGCCGCUCUUCAUUUUGGGUCUGGCUCAAGAGCAUGUGGACUUUGAGGUGAUGGACACCCCCGCUGACAGCAUGCUGAAAAAGAUUCUCCUGAACCGUCAGGACAGCCCUGAUAUGGAAAGGGAGCAGCCGACCAUGGCCGGAGUCAGCAAACUCAAGUCCUGCUUAAAAAGGUUUUGGAGUUUGGAUUUGAGUCCAAAGGAAUAUGCAUACCUCAAAGGGACUACCAUAUUUAAUCCAGAUGUCCAAGAUUUAAAGGCGGGUCUGUUUGUUGAAGGGUUGCAACAGGAAGCUCAGCACGCCCUGAGCGAGGUGGUCCAGCUGCUUCAUCCAGGGGACCAGGAGCGCUUUGCUCAGAUCCUCCUCACAGCCUCCAUGCUGCAGAGCAUCACACCCAGCCUCAUCACUGAACUGUUUUUCCGGCCUGUGAUUGGCCCGGCUGAUCUUCUAGAGCUGAUGGUGGACAUGCUCUUCUGCAGGUAG